Anopheles darlingi is the source of this 3914-nucleotide messenger RNA. It is a transcript of the gene Golgin97, whose product is annotated as golgin subfamily A member 1. Gene Ontology annotation, cellular component: Golgi apparatus. Lineage: Eukaryota; Metazoa; Arthropoda; Insecta; Diptera; Culicidae. Bases 1027 to 2925 code for a protein of 632 amino acids. The transcript is spliced from 7 exons. The record is from RefSeq and is a predicted model, not a curated record.
CCACCCGUGAAGCUCCGUUUUUCGCGAAUCCCGAAAUUUCACAUAAAAUCUUUAAGUUUUUUACAAAAAGAGCGGUGAAGAAGUGAUAACAAAACGACGGAGAUAACAAAAAGAUAAAAACCAAGGAACCAAGUACAUCCAGCGAUGGCUGUGCUGUGGUGGUGGCCGAUCAGCAGCAGCAGCAGCAGCAACAACAAGCAGCAGCGAAGAAAAUUCGGACACAACACUUGAAAGGUCAUCCGCGGGUUCACGGGCUGUGAAAGUGGCCGCUCCAAAAAACAGGGAAAACAGGGGUUCCUGCUGUGGUGUGUUCAUGGAAGAGUAACUUUCGUCUCGUCGUCGCGCCGCGGCGAGAACCUGUUUGUGAUAACGUUCUAGUCAACUUCUUCCCCUCGGCCAGAGGGUGGAAGUUUCCCUCGUCGCUGUUUUCCAUAAUCACUAACACUACCUUUCCGUAAAUGGAGCAAAGUUUUCCCACCAGGUGCCAUCACACGAGCCUCGCACGGGAAAGAUACUAACAAUAAGAGCUGCUACUGAUAAGAACCGGGUGUAUUGCUGCGAGUGUGCGUAACAACACGCCACGAAAAAAACGGUGAGAUUGCGAGAGAGCAGCAGGUGUUGAACCAGGUGGUGGAGGAAUAGAAAGUGAAGUACCGGAUCGGGUGCACGAGGUGGUGCACCAAGAAGCCAAAAGUAGCAAACAGAGUAGAACCCUUCAACCGAUCGGAACUUCACGGAUACUGGCGCGCGAAGCCUUAUCACAAGUACCCAAACAACUUGGCGCUCCAACUGCUGCUGUUUCAAUAAUCGUGCACAUUGUGCGGGGCAGCAGUGGAAACAGUAACAAAGCUGUAUUCAAGAGCGCGGCUGUUUGGCAGUCGAAAAUUAGUCGUUUUGUGUCGUUUCUUGGUGCUUGCGAUCAUUAGUCAUCACGAGGAUGCAGUGAAAACCGGGAGUACCAAGCAAUUUGCCACUCGACAGAGGCAAUAGGCUACGAUACCCAGUGAGGCGAUAGAACGGAGCAUAAUGUUUGCCUCGUUGAAGAACAAAAUCAAGGAGGAAACUGGUAACGAUGUGGCACCGCUCGCCGUCACGCGGGCACGCCGUAGUCAGGCGGAAUCGUUGACCAGCGCCAGCAGCUCAAUCGACGAGCUUAGUGCCCUCGAACAGAGGGAUGCCGAGCUGAACGCGACCCGGCUAGAGCUACAAGAGCUGGCCAGUCACUUGAACGGAUUCCGAGAACAGAUUCGGUUGCUGGAGGAAGCAAAAUCCAGUCAGGAGCAAGCCAACAAAACACUGGAGGAGAAGCUACAAUCCUGCCAGGUUCAGCGUGACCUGCAGCGUGAGGAGCAGGACAAGAUACAAAACUUUCAACAGCAGGAAAUAUCAAAGCUGAAAAGCAUGCUGCUGUUCCGAGAGCAGGAAGCCAUCGAUCGAAUAGCGCACCAGAAAGCGGCCGAACAGCAGGUCGAAAGCUUGCGCCACGAACUGAACCGACUCCGAGGGCUUGAGCCCAUGCUGGAGAACGCUCAAGAUGAGCUGGAAAGUCUGCGUCACUCGUCCCAAUGUGAACGCAGCAACCUAGUGUCGACUCUGGCCGCAGUCGAGGAGGCGAACCGGCAUCUGAAGAGUCGCAUUCAGGUGCUGGAAGAUACACGCGUGUCACUGACGACCAACAGCGGCAGCACGGACGAGAAGAUACAGUGUCUGUUGCAGGAACGGAAGUUGCUGGAGCAACGACUAGAAGAAGCCCAUCUGCACCUGUCGGACAUCAAAAGUAGCUGGAGCGGUCAGAAUAUGGCCCUGGAGACGCAGGUGAACCGGCUGUCGCGCCAGGUAGCCGAAGAGACGACCGAAAAACAUAAAGCGCUCAAGCAGAAGGACGAUCUGAUGGAGCGUCUGAAGCAGCUCGAGUUUGAGCACGAGAAGCUUCAAUCGGAAGUGACCCAACGUGACAAUAAGAUCAAACUUAUGAAUGAGGAAAUAGAUGAGCUUCAUUCAGCGAUACGGGAAGCGCGUGAACAGCACGAAGAGGAGGUCACAUUUAUGAGCAGCAACGUAGAACAACUGCAAAACGAGUGCACCAGUUUACGAACGAAUCUCGGCGAGUCUGAGCAACGGUUGCUCGAGUGCUUGGAGAGUGCCGACCGCUCGACGGGCGCUUAUCAGAGUCAGCUGCUGGAGCUUGAACGUACUGUUCACGAUCUGAAUCGUCAGCUAGCAAGUGAAACACAAGAAAAAGUGGCCGUUCUCAUGAAGAAUGCUGAAAUAUCACAACAAGAGGAGAUCCUUCGGCAGGAAUUGCGUCACGAAAAGGAGGAAUCGAUGGAAUUGCACGACCGUGCCGUUAUACUUCAACGCGAACUAGACAAGCGAUUAAACACAGUGAACGAAUUACGCAAGCAGGUGGACGAACUGAUGACUACGAAUCUCGAACAGAAUGCGGAACUAGUGGAUAAGAACAAGAUAAUAAAAAUUCUAAACCAACGGCUAGUCGAUAUGAAGAAAACGCUUCAGGAGGAACUGAAAGGUCAGCAGAGUCUAGGCGAUCAGGCUCAAACCGGGCAUGGCAGCAGCACAACAAAUGGUAAUACGCAGCACCCAGGGGACCGGGCGCUUGAGCGGUCAAAGAGCUUCGAUGCCAAAAGUGUGGCGAAGGAAAAUGGUACCGUGAAGCAGCAGAACGGUUCUCCCACCGGCACUGGACCGAUCGUGAUGGACGAAGUCAACUUCCGAUAUCUCAAACAUGUGAUAAUCAAGUUUCUUACCAGUAGAGAGGUGGAAGCACGUCAUCUAAUCAAAGCCGUUUCGACGCUGCUGCAGCUAAGCUAUGAAGAGGAGAAACUGCUUCACGAUACGUUAAACUGGAAAAUGAGCUGGUUCGGCAGCCGACCUGCCGGUCAGAUUUCGUUGCCGACAAAUUGAUCUCCGUCUCCACCGUCUGUAGUCAGAGCUCACCGAAGGGGCGGGUGAUGCGUUGCUUCCAGCUAAGCCUCAGCAUAUCUUCAAAGUAUCUUAUUUCACUCAAUCAAACUAUAGGCAAGGGAAUAGCAACUUCUACAGAGCGAGAAUGAAAUCUCAUUAUUGGCCAUAUACACACAGCGACAAUAUAUUAUCUAUAGAUCUGCUGUUCCCUAUACCCCUAUCGGGCACAAACCGGUGACGGCCAGUAUACAGCUAUCGCAACAACUCAUAAGGUUCAAUUGAAAGUAUUAAGUUUGGUUUUGAGACGCAUUUCAUGCCUUCCACUGUUGAUGAUACAGACUAUCAUUAGCUAUGACUGCUUUUUAUAUGCUUCUCCAUUGAGCGCUUAUGUAACUGGAACCGCUUAUAUGUUUAUAUUUACUGACUAUACAUUCCUAAGCAAAGUGCAGGUGAACGGCUGUUUAGAGUUAUAUUUUGCGUGCAUAUAUUUUUGUGAUUCGCUUUCCAAAGAAAAAAUCAGAGUAUUUAGAAUGCCAUUGUAUAAGCUGUAGUGCGCAUACUGUUAGAUCGAUAUUUUAUCCGUUAUAUAGAGUCAAGUCGAGUAUAGCGGAAUGUUGGUUUUGUUUCCUUUUUGUUUGCCCUUCUCUAUCUGUAUACAGGGUUGAAUCGAAAAAACUGUUGUUUUAGUGAUGUUAUUAAACUUACGCAACAUUAGACAAAAUGGUAAAUAGUUCAUCACAAACCCAGAUCUACAAUAAGCUACCAUACGCGCUGGUGAUAAGCAAACUGUAUGCGAUAUGGCUGUUUGUUGAAUCGGAACGUAAAGAUUUCAGUGAUUGUUUGGACGUUCGCCUUCCACAACUUCCUCCACCCCCAACAAUAGAUCGAUAGAUUCCUUCAAGCAUCUGUGCAAUACAGUCAUUAUUCAUAGUUAAACGAUUUCAAAGUAAAAAAUAAAGAAAGUACGCACCAACAGCAGCGUCCGAUAU